GGGAGCAGGGGAGAGAGAGAGGGAGAGUGAUGAGUGAGCAAUAGAAAGGAGAAGCCGGGUAGAGCGGGAGUGAGUAGAGACAUAGAGAAGGAGCCGGUGAGACGCCGAAGCACGUCUAACCAGGGGUGUCUUCUCUUUUUAUUUCCCCCUCCUCCCUGCUUCCCACCUGGGCUAGCAGCUCCCUCCAGGACCCGAUGAUUACAGGGCAGCUGAGCAAGCCACUGCUCUCCCUGCGCAGCGACAUGAGCGCGGCAGAGCUCCGGGCGGACGACAAAGCGGGCAGCCCGGACAGCGACCUGAACGACGAGCCCCUGCUCCUGUCCUCCGAGGCGGCGGACGGAGAGGGCACUCCCAACAAGCUGUACGGAGCUCGUGACGGUUCGGUCCAGUCUGACACCAGCAGCAGUCCUUCGGAGCAGAGUCACCUGGGCCAGUCCCACCCAGCAUUCCCAAUGGGUCCACAGUCUCUCCUGGUGGCCCAGCAGCUGGCCAACGCAGUGGGCGGCGUGAUGUCCGGGGGGGCGCCGGGCAUGAACCAGCCCAUCCUCAUCCCGUUCAACGCGGGCGGACACCUGGGGGGCCAACAGGGCCUCGUUCUCUCCCUGCCCACAGCCAACAUCCAGAGCCUGGUGGCUGCUGCCGCCGCAGGGGGCAUCAUGACGCUCCCCCUCCAGAACCUGCAAGCUACCUCGUCCCUGAGCUCCCAGCUCCAACACCUGCAGCAGCUCCAACAGAUGCAGCACCACCACCACCAGCAGCAGCAACAGCAGCAGCAGCAGCAGCAGCAACAGCAGCAACACCAUCACCAACAGACCCUCGCCCACGCCCAGAACCAUCGCAUGACCCCGCCCAGCCAGCAGCAGACCUCUAUCCCGUCUCCGGGCUCCACCUGCUCCUCCACCUCCGGACAGCCGCAGCACUCCCCGCCGCACCGGCCCAACCAGUCGCCGGCCCGCAGCCUUCCUUCGCCCGCCACCCCACCCAUGCCUUUGCCGCUGAAUCCAUUGGCCAGCCAGGCGGCGGUGGCAGCGGCAGCGGCCAUGGGAUCCAUCGCCGGGUCUCAGGUGUUCGGCAACACCUUGUCCAACCUGCAAGGAGCCACCGGACAGCUGGUCACCAACGCACAAGGACAGAUAAUUGGAACAAUCCCACUGAUGCCCAACUCUGCAGGGCCCUCCAGCCAAUCAGGGGGUGGCAACCCAGCACUGCAGGUACAGCCAAUUACACCUCAGCUUCUGACCAACGCUCAAGGCCAGAUCAUCGCCACGGUGAUCGGCAAUCAGAUCCUGCCUGUCAUCAACACCCAGGGAAUCACGCUGUCACCAAUCAAGCCUGGACAGCAGCUGCCUCAGACUCAGCAGGGUCAGACUGCAUCGUCUCAGCCCAACCUGCUCCACAUGCCCCACAGACAGAGCCCUCUCCACCAGGCCUCCUCCUCCUCCUCCACCUCCUCCUCUUCCUCGGCUCUCAGCGUGGGGCAGCUGGUCAGCAACCCGCAGACCGCCCCCAGCGAGGUGGACGGGGUCAACCUGGAGGAGAUCCGGGAAUUCGCCAAAGCGUUCAAGAUCCGCCGGCUGUCCCUGGGUCUGACCCAGACUCAGGUGGGCCAGGCGCUGAGCGCCGCCGAGGGCCCGGCGUACAGCCAGUCCGCCAUCUGCAGGUUUGAGAAGUUGGACAUCACCCCUAAAAGCGCCCAGAAGAUUAAGCCCGUUCUGGAGCGCUGGAUGGCCGAGGCUGAGGCCCGCCACCGAUCCGGCAUGCAGAACCUGACUGAGUUUAUCGGCAGCGAGCCCUCCAAAAAACGCAAGCGGCGGACCUCUUUCACCCCGCAGGCGCUGGAGAUCCUCAACAGCCACUUUGAGAAGAACACGCACCCCUCCGGACAGGAAAUGACGGAAAUAGCCGAGAAGCUGAACUACGACAGGGAGGUGGUGCGCGUGUGGUUCUGCAACAAGAGGCAGGCGCUGAAAAACACGAUAAAGCGCUUGAAACAGCCCGAGCUCGGCCCGGCGGCGCCCAUGGACCCGCUCGCCGAUCCCCCCGAGGAGCUGCCCAAAUGAACGGGGCUCUCAGGGGGGGGGGGGGGGGGCGAAG
Messenger RNA from Pungitius pungitius (ninespine stickleback), 2094 nucleotides. RefSeq names its product POU class 6 homeobox 2 (gene pou6f2). The record is from RefSeq and is a predicted model, not a curated record. Gene Ontology annotation, molecular function: DNA-binding transcription factor activity, RNA polymerase II-specific; RNA polymerase II cis-regulatory region sequence-specific DNA binding. NCBI's taxonomy places the organism in Eukaryota, Metazoa, Chordata, Actinopteri, Perciformes, Gasterosteidae. Bases 195 to 2060 code for a protein of 621 amino acids. The transcript has 9 exons. Gene Ontology annotation, biological process: regulation of transcription by RNA polymerase II.